AUGUGGUUACAGAUUGCUUCCGUCGCUGGGGUGGCGUCCCUCGCUACGUUUUGCGGUAUGCACUCGUUGACACUCAGCAAUUAUUGCUUGAAGACGCACUUGACGUUGCGAAAUGCGACUGGGUGGUAA
Aphanomyces astaci is the source of this 129-nucleotide messenger RNA. RefSeq lists its product as hypothetical. Lineage: Eukaryota; Oomycota; Saprolegniomycetes; Saprolegniales; Verrucalvaceae. The transcript has a single exon. The coding region runs from base 1 to 129 and encodes 42 amino acids. The record is from RefSeq and is a predicted model, not a curated record.